UUUGUUUCAAGUGUAGGGGCCGCUUUUAAGUGAUUCAAACAUUUUGUAAAAGAAAAUUAGAAAAUUGUACAAUGGAAAUAGCGGACUCAUAUUAUAGUAAAGAUGAAUAUGUUGAAACGGCAUCUGGAAAUAAAGUUAGCAGACAAACAGUUCUUUGUGGCUCGCAGAAUAUAGUGCUUAAUGGAAAAGUGAUUGUUCAAAGUGGUGCUAUUAUUCGAGGCGACUUAGCAAAUGUCCGAACUGGGCGUUACUGUGUUAUAAGCAAGAAUGCAGUUAUAAGACCGCCUUAUAAACAAUUUAGUAAGGGCAUUGCGUUUUUCCCAAUGCAUAUAGGUGAUCAUGUAUAUAUUGGAGAAAAUGCGGUAGUGAGUGCGGCUGUAAUUGGUUCAUAUGUUUGCAUUGGAAAAAAUGCCAUAAUUGGGAGGCGGUGUGUCCUAAAAGAUUGUUGCAUCAUAGAAGAAGGUGCCAUACUUCCGCCUGAGACAACUGUUGCAAGUUAUAUGCGAUAUACAGUAAAUGGUACUAUUGAAGGUGGUCAAGGAAAUCCAUAUUUUGUUCCUUCCGGAAUGCCUGACCAAAUGAUAGAUUAUACAAAAUCAUUCUAUGAACAUUUUUUGAGAACUCCAUAGAAUUGUAAAUGUAAUUUUAUAUUUAAUAUAAUGCUUAUUUUUAGUAUUACAUAAAAUAAAUUGGUUUGUUAUAACGAAUCAAAGAUGUUCAUAUUUAAAUACUAUAACGUAUGAGUAAAUUUAAUUUAUCUUUAUACCGUUUGAUAAGAAAAUAGUUUUAAAUUUUUUAUAUUAUAAUUUGUUCGUAAAAUAAAUGAUUGAAUAUGUAAA
This is a messenger RNA of Teleopsis dalmanni, 839 nucleotides long. It is a transcript of the gene DCTN5-p25, whose product is annotated as dynactin subunit 5. The transcript is spliced from 3 exons. The record is from RefSeq and is a predicted model, not a curated record. The coding region runs from base 72 to 629 and encodes 185 amino acids. Lineage: Eukaryota; Metazoa; Arthropoda; Insecta; Diptera; Diopsidae.